UAUAAUCAAAAAUGGUAUUCCAAGAUUUUGACCUUUUAUCCGAACGUCGGAGGGCUGAGAGGCAGCGAAAAUUCAGAAAAAGGAUUGUCAUUGUCGUUGUUUCAACACUAGUCCUCCUCCUUCUGGUUGCUGCCGGUGUUUUCGCAGUUGUCUAUAACAAUAAACCUAACGCGGGCUCGGACAAGGCGGCACCACAAACUCAAAAACAACAAGCCCCCAAAGAAGUUUCCCAUGUUCAGAAGGUAAUUAAGGUGGUGUGCAAUGGGACUAGUUAUAAGGAAACAUGUCAUAGCACCCUUGAAAAGGCUGCAACCAAGAACCCAUCUCUGGCUCAACCUAAGGAGAUUCUCAAAUCCGUAAUCUUGGCUGCUGAUGAUGAGGUUGAGAAGGCGUUUAGCAAGGCCUCCGCGUUCAAAUUCGAUAAGCCUGAAGAGAAAGCAGCCUUUGAAGAUUGUAAGAAACUAAUUGAUGAUGCCAAGGAAGAACUCAAAAGCUCAUUUGCACAUGCUGAUGGUGAUAUAAAGAAGCUACACACGAAAGCACCCGAAUUGAAGAAUUGGCUUAGUGCAGUCAUGUCGUAUCAGCAGACUUGCAUCGAUGGGUUCCCUGAAGGGAAAAUGAAGUCUGAUUUGCAGAAGGCAUUCAAGGCUACUAAGGAACUCACUAGCAAUUCCCUUGCCAUGGUUUCAGAAUUUUCUUCGGUACUCACAUCGUUCCUUGAAGGAACAACGCGUCAUCUUUUGGAAGAUGAAUUAAGCACGCCAUCUAUUGGCAGUGAUGGUCUCCCGACGUGGAUGAGUCACGAUGAUCGUAGGGUAUUGAAAGGCGCAAACACUGAAAAGCCUACGCCAAAUGUGACCGUGGCGAAAGAUGGUAGUGGAAAUUUCACAACUAUUUCUGCAGCAUUGGCAGCUAUGCCAGCGAAAUACACAGGACGAUAUGUCAUCUAUGUUAAACAAGGAGUCUAUGAUGAAACUGUCACAGUGGACAAGAAGAAGGAAAAUGUUACCAUGUAUGGUGAUGGAUCGCAAAAGACAAUCGUCACUGGAAGCAAAAAUUUUGUAGAUGGGGUUAGGACAUUCCAAACUGCAACUUUUGUGGCUCUAGGAGAAGGGUUUUUGGCCAAAGCAAUGGGAUUUAGGAACACUGCUGGUCCAGAAAAGCACCAAGCAGUUGCUGUAAGAGUCCAAGCGGAUCGAUCGGUUUUCCUCAACUGUCGCUUUGAAGGCUACCAAGACACCUUAUACGCUCAAACUCAUCGACAAUUCUACAAAAGCUGUGUCAUUUCAGGCACAGUUGAUUUCAUUUUCGGGGACGCAGCUGCUAUCUUCCAGAACUGCCUGAUCAUUGUCAGGAAACCCUUGGACAACCAGCAAAACAUCGUUACAGCGCAAGGAAGGAUCGACAAGUUUGAAAGCACAGGAAUUGUGCUUCAGAACUGUAAAAUUCAAGCUGAUAAUGCACUUGUACCUGCCAAGACAACUAUCAAGAGUUACCUUGGAAGGCCUUGGAAGGAGUAUUCAAGAACAAUCAUAAUGGAAUCGACGAUCGAUGAUUUGAUUCAUCCUGAUGGAUUCUUGCCCUGGGAAGGCGAUUUUGCGCUAAAAACGCUCUAUUACGCUGAAUUUAACAACAAAGGACCUGGCGCGAAGACCACUGCCAGAGUCAAGUGGCCUGGUUACAAGGUCAUUAACAGGCAAGAAGCCUUGGAAUACACAGUAGGACCUUUCUUGCAAGGAGACUGGGUCAGCGCAACCGGCGCUCCGGUUAAACUUGGUCUGUUUACUUAAUUCCGUUGAAGAGAAGUGGAUUUACAAUGUUUGGAAGAUUUCACAUUUACAAUG
This is a messenger RNA of Tripterygium wilfordii, 1844 nucleotides long. RefSeq names its product putative pectinesterase/pectinesterase inhibitor 45. The transcript is spliced from 3 exons. Bases 12 to 1790 code for a protein of 592 amino acids. Lineage: Eukaryota; Viridiplantae; Streptophyta; Magnoliopsida; Celastrales; Celastraceae. Gene Ontology annotation, biological process: cell wall modification. The record is from RefSeq and is a predicted model, not a curated record. Gene Ontology annotation, molecular function: pectinesterase inhibitor activity; pectinesterase activity.